UGCAGGGAGCGGACCGUGAGUGUGUUCUUGUUUGUCUAACGCGCUUUGUUUACCAACAUGAAGACAAAGGGUUGUAGUUGUGACUUCGUCGAGGCUAGAACAAGUAUCUGUGUUAGUUUUUCAGUGUGUCAAAUUUAAAAUGUCGAGACGAACGUGUCAAACAGCGUUUUCUGCAAUGUUAGCUAACCCAGCAUUUCUCUCUGUACCGUUAUUUGUCGGACAGAAGAAAUACAGAAACAUGAAAACAAAAUAUACCUCUCUUCAUAUUAAGGGAAAGCGAUGGGCAACCAAAAAGGCUAAGCACAUUAUUGCAGCUUAGGCUGUCACUAUGGGCACUGCAUCUUCUCUGGUCAGCCCAGGAGAGGUGAUCGAGGAUGGAUAUGGUGGUGAAGGUGGGGAGGCCUGUGAGAUCCCAGUGGAGGUGAAGCCCAAAGCCCGACUCUUGCGCAGCUCCUUCCGCAGAGCACCUCGGGUGAUAGGGGCCAGUUUUAAAUCCACAGGUUCUGUGGAUCUGGAGUAUGCAGCUGAAUAUGAAAGACUCCGCAAAGAGUACGAAAUAUUCCGUGUCAGCAAGAAUAAUGAGAUCUCGUCCAUGCAAAAGAAGGAGGCCAAGCUGGAUGAGGAGAACAAGAGGCUGAGAGCUGAGCUACAGGCUCUGCAGAAAACCUAUCAGAAGAUCCUCAGAGAAAAAGAGAGCGCUCUUGAAGCAAAGUACCAAGCUAUGGAGAGGGCUGCCACCUUUGAACAUGACCGGGACAAAGUAAAAAGACAGUUUAAGAUUUUCCGGGAGACAAAAGAAAAGGAGAUUCAGGACCUCCUGCGGGCCAAGAGGGAUCUGGAGGCCAAAUUACAGCAGUUGCAGGCUCAGGGUAUCCAGGUCUAUGACCCCAAUGACUCUGACUCAGAUGACAACCAAACCACAGUUACUGCUGCAGGAACACAGUGUGAGUACUGGUCUGGUGGUGUACUGGGAAGUGAGCCCUCUAUGGGAAGCAUGAUGCAGUUGCAGCAGACCUUCAGAGGACCGGAGUUUGCACACAGUUUGAUAGAUGUGGAGGGACCCUUUGCAAAUGUGAGCAGAGAUGACUGGGAUGCUGCAGUGGCCAGUCUGCUUCAGGUCUCCCCUCAUGUGCCCCAGGCCUUAUGGAGUAACUCAGUUCGCUGCUACCUAAUCUUUACCCAGGAGACCAAAGCUGAGCUUGACAUCUUUAUAAAGAAACACUCUCCUGUGUUACGGAGGUUAUGUGAGGGUCUUGGCCACUUCUACCUUAAUGUCUGUUUCCCCGAGGAAAAUGCCGCCUCGUACUCUGCGGAGCGCAAACAGGAGAUAGAAAGAAGCUCUGUGUGUGUGUUGCUUCUCAAAUCUACAGUCACGAGCUCUGCAGCAGAAGAUUGUGAGGAGGCUUUUGUGAAGAAUCCAGAUGGCCACCCACUGGUGCUCUACCUCAGGACUGAAGAGGGUCACAGUUUAAGCGGACCCACCAGGGAACUGUUAGAAAGCGUUAAUGCUGCAGACAAGGCUGCUAAAGUCAAGGUUGUGGAUCAUAGUGGCUCUGCAGAGGAGGGGGCUGCUCUCAUUUAUGCUCAGCUGGAGAAAGUCAUCAAACAGGAGUUGCUGGGUCUUGAAGUUGCAGAUGUUGACUCUAAGGAGUCUGGGAUAGAGGAGGGCCGCGAGGAAGACUCUGGAGAUGUGCUGUGGGACCUGCACGAUGAGCAGGAACAGAUUGAAUCCUACCAGCAGGCCUGUAGUGGCACAAACUCACAGUUAGGCUUUCAGAAGUACAUAGAUCGUUUGAAUGACAUGAUUGCUGCUCCUCCUCCAACUCCUCCUCUACUGGUGUCUGGGGGCCCAGGCUCAGGAAAGUCUCUGCUACUCUCUAAAUGGAUCGAGCAGCAGCAGAAGCAAUCUCCCAACACCUUGUUCCUUUAUCACUUUGUUGGUCGCCGGCUUUCAACAAGCGCUGAACCCGUUCUCAUCAUCAAACGCCUCACAGUGAAACUCCUGCAGCACUUCUGGUCCAUCUCCGGCUUGUCCAUGGAACCCAGUAAGAUCUUGGAGGAGUUCCCACGCUGGCUUGAAAGACUUUCAGCACGCCAUCAAGGAAACAUCAUCAUCAUAAUUGACUCCAUUGAUCAAAUACAGCAAGCAGAGAGACACAUGAAGUGGCUGAUUGACCCUCUCCCUGUUAACGUCAGAGUGGUGGUGUCUGUUAAUGUAGAGACAUGUCCACAAGCUUGGAGGUUGUGGCCCACGCUCCACUUAGACCCCCUGAGCCCCAGAGAGGUCAGGAGCGUUGUCAAUACAGAGUGUCAGAGUAUGGAUCUGAAAUUUACAAAGGACCAGGAGAAGAAGCUGGAGAGGCACUGUCGCUCUGCAUCCACCUGCAAUGCUUUGUAUGUCACGCUUUUGGCAAGGAUGAUUACCAGUGCAUCGUGUUGGGCGCUGGAGAAGAGCCUGGAGCAGUGUUUGCAGUGUCAGGACACAAUGUCCCUCUACCGCCUGGCACUCAAGAUGACGUUAACCUCCCUAAAGACGGACAGAGAGCGACACGCUAUGAGAGAGAUACUGUGCCUCGUGUGUGCCAGCCAUAAUGGAAUAAGUGAAUCGGAGGUGCAGGAUCUUUUCCCAGACGUAGAGCUGCCUGUUCUCUCUUCUCUGUUCCAUUGUUUGAACAGACUCUGCAUUGUUACACUCCGAUGUGGUCUUAUUACCUUUCAACACCUGCAGGCUUGGGAAUCUGUGAGGUCAGAGUUCCUUGGGGGAGGAAGCAACUCAGCUGCCUACAGAGAGAAACUCAUACAUUACUUCAGUCAGCAACUCAGUCAGGAUCGUGUGACUUGGCGUGUUGCAGAUGAGCUGCCCUGGCUGCUUCUACAACAGGAGGAUAAAACUAAACUACAGCUCAGCCUCCUAAACUUGUUUGUCUCCCAAAACCUCUACAAGAGGGGUCACUUCUCUGAGCUGCUAGCCUAUUGGCAAUAUGUGGGCAAAGACAAAAGCUCCAUGGCCACCGAGUACUUUGACUCCCUCAAACACUACGAGAAGAGCUGUGAGAGUGAAGACAGCAUGACCAAGCUGGCAAACUUGUACGAGACCUUGGGACGUUUCCUUAAAGACCUGGGCCUUCCCAGUCAGGCUGUUGCCCCUUUACAAAGGUCUCUAGAGAUUAGAGAGACAGCCUUGGACCCAGACCAUCCCAGCGUGGCUCGCUCCCUCCACCAGCUGGCCGGAGUUUAUGUUCAGUGGAAGAAGUACGGUAACGCCGAGCAGCUGUACAAGCAAGCCCUGGAGAUAAGUGAGAAUGCAUAUGGAGCCGAGCAUGCGAGCGUGGCACGAGAGCUGGAGUCCCUCGCCAUGCUCUACCAGAAACAAAACAAGUACGAACAAGCAGAGAAACUCAUGAAGACGUCUGUGAAGAUCCGUCAGAAGAAUGCCCGCCAGAAAGGUCAUAUGUAUGGCUUCACUUUGCUGAGGCGCAGGGCCCUGCAGCUGGAGGAGCUGACCCUUGGAAAAGACUCAGCGGACUGUGCCAAGACACUUAAUGAGCUGGGCGUCUUGUACUACCUCCAAAACAAUCUGGAAGCAGCAAAGAUUUUCCUGACUCGCUCUCUGGAGAUGCGUCAGCGUGUCCUCGGCCCAGAUCACCCAGACUGUGCUCAGUCCCUCAACAACCUUGCUGCCCUGCACACAGAAAGGAGAGAGUAUGAGACAGCCGAGGACAUGUAUGAGAGGGCACUGGACAUCCGCAAGAGAGCCUUGUCUCCAGAUCACCCCUCUCUGGCAUACACACUCAAACACCUGGCCAUGCUGUAUAAACGCAGAGGAAAGCUGGAAAAGGCGGUGCCACUGUAUGAGCUGUCUCUAGAGAUCAGGGAGAAGAGUUUUGGGCCCAAACACCCCAGUGUGGCCACAGCACUGGUCAACCUGGCUGUGAUCUACUGCCAACUUAAGAAGCACAGUGAUGCCUUGCCUCUUUAUGAACGAGCACUUAAAGUAUACGAGGACAGUCUUGGGCGCUCACACCCACGAGUCGGAGAGACCCUGAAAAACUUGGCUGUGCUAAGCUAUGAAGAAGGUGACUUCGAGAAAGCAGCAGAGCUCUACAAACGUGCAAUGGAGAUCAAGGAGGCCGAGCCAUCGCUGGUGUGCGGGAACGCCCCGUCUCGACACUCCUCCAGCGGGGACACCUUCAGUCUCAGGGGACCUGCUCCCCUCCCACAUGCCUCAAGGUGACUCUGAUCAGCCAAGCAUGAAUGAAGGAUAGAACACAAACUAGUAUUAUAAAUAUUCAACCCAAUGGUGCUAUCAUAAAGGAACCAUUGUGGUGCUCAAACUGUGACCGUUGCGAUGGAGGUUGUAGGGUUUGGUCAGAUAUACUGUACCUGCCAGUAUGUGUAGAAGUCAGCAGUGUCAGCCUGUGAAACCUGUGUUUUUACAAAGUAUUCAAAAGUUUUUCAAACAUAAGCAUGAGGGAUUUACAUUUCAUAAACCAUUAAACUAACAAACACA
Messenger RNA from Notolabrus celidotus (New Zealand spotty), 4510 nucleotides. RefSeq names its product nephronophthisis 3 (gene nphp3). NCBI's taxonomy places the organism in Eukaryota, Metazoa, Chordata, Actinopteri, Labriformes, Labridae. Gene Ontology annotation, molecular function: protein binding. The transcript has 28 exons. Bases 329 to 4234 code for a protein of 1301 amino acids. Gene Ontology annotation, biological process: kidney development; determination of left/right symmetry; convergent extension. The record is from RefSeq and is a predicted model, not a curated record.